Molecule: messenger RNA, 1242 nt
Organism: Acanthosepion pharaonis
Lineage: Eukaryota; Metazoa; Mollusca; Cephalopoda; Sepiida; Sepiidae
Source: the annotation of a GenBank genome assembly
AUGUUCUUUUUAUUUUUCGACAAUGCCCGUUUAUUCCAGCAUCCCCUUUUAUUCCGCAAAGUCCGUUUAUUUCACCCUACCUUUCUAUUCCCACCUACGCUUAUAUUCCACCAAGCCCGUUUAUUCCAUCGUUCGCUCAAUUCCAAUGUCUUUUAUUCCAUCCAACCCUUCUAUUUCACCCUACCCUUCAAUUCUACCGUCCCCGUUUUGGUGCAACCUGCACGUCAAUUACCCCGUUUGAUCAAAUAUCUUCUUCAAUUUCCGACCUCCCCGUUUGUUCGAACCUCACUCUCAAUUCCAUCAUCCCCGUUUGUUCCAUCAUCCCCUGGUCAGUUCUGUCCUGAUUUUCAGUUCGACCCACUCCUCGUUUAUUCCGCACAAUACCACCCAGCCCCUGCCCUUCUAUUAAAUGGUUCCCUUUUGUUCCACCAUGUUCCACCUAUUCCAAAACGGUCCCUUUAUUCCAGCCUAACCUAUCCCACUCUCACUCUUUCUACCUUACUCUUCCCCUCUCUUUCUCUCCCUCUGGCAGUUCCAAACGCUCUAAAUCUCUCCUCCGCCUCCGCCUCCCUUUCUUCGCUACUUCUCUUACUUUGUCACAAUUUACAUUUUCCAAAUAUUCUUGGUUCGCUAAUAUCUAGUCUCUCAUUCUCCCCCCUUUCUCACUUUCUCCCUCCUUCUCUAUCCUUCUCACUCUCUAAUCCUCACGCCACCUACCUAACUCACCCUAUCUCUCUUUACCUCUCGGUCCCUCUCUCUACCUACCUCUCUCCAUCUCACUCUUUCACACUCUCUACGUCUCUUUACCUCCCUCUCUCCCCCUCUCCUCUCACUCUCUUUGUUGCUUCUAUUAUUCUAAAGUUGCAUUCAAUUUUUCUUGAUUCUCUAAUAUCCAGGUUCUCCCCCUCACUCGCUCUCUCCCUGUAUGUACCCCUCUCUGACUAUCUAUCUAUCUAUCUAUCUAUCUAUCUAUCUAUCUAUCUAUCUGGGUCUAUUCAUAUCUAUCUAUCUAUCUAUUCUAUCUAUCUAUCUAUCCUAUCUAUCUAUCUGGGUCUAUCUAUCCAUCUAUCUAUCUAUCUCUCUAUUCAUCUAUCUAUCUAUCUAUCUAUCUAUCUAUCUAUCUAUCUAUCUAUCUAUCUAUCUAUCUAUCUAUUCUUUUCAGGCUCUCACCGAGUCUUCAUUCUUUCCGUUUUCACCUUCUUACUUUUUUCAUCCCUUGAAUCAAUGGAUAUGGGCAGUUGA